Molecule: messenger RNA, 834 nt
Organism: Malassezia restricta
Lineage: Eukaryota; Fungi; Basidiomycota; Malasseziomycetes; Malasseziales; Malasseziaceae
Product: ion transport protein
Exons: 1
Coding region: 1-834 (277 amino acids)
Biological process (GO): monoatomic ion transport; transmembrane transport
Cellular component (GO): membrane
Molecular function (GO): monoatomic ion channel activity
Source: RefSeq, a predicted model, not a curated record
AUGUCGUCCAUGAGUCGAACGUUGCUUGGUGAGUCAAAUCGUAGCUCGGUACCAGCGUCUGACGCGCGUGGGGUAUAUCAUCCAGCCCCUGUACUGGACGAGCCGUAUGGUGUGGAUGUACUAGCACCUGCUUAUGAGCUGCCAGACGGACGCACGAAUUUUCGCUACAGCAUGUCCCGGGAGGAAAUGCUCAAAGGACUCGCGAAUCGCUUUGUGCAUUCUACGACCUACUUAUACCUCUAUGCUACCAUGGCAGUGCUCUCUCUUGUCACUGUGAUUUUUUCUUUGCUAUGGACGUGCCCGGGCCCCGCGUUUUAUAUCCUGGAACUACUCGUGAACGUGAUACUGGUGGCUGAGGUGUGCGUACGGUUUGUCGCUUACGGCCGCAAUUUUUGGAAGUCCACGUACAAUAUCAUUGAUCUCUUUCUUGUGGUGCUGUGUAUCUUGACACUCAUCAUCCUCUUUGUGGGUCAUGGCUGCUCCCCCAUUGCCGAGCGACCAGGCAUGAGUGAAGAAUUGCUGGACAGCGUACUGCUGAUUGUUCGCAACGUUAUGCAAUGUAUGCGCCUCAUUAGCGUGAUUCGGCGCAGUGGGUACAAUGUUGCCAGUCGAAUUACCGCGAUUGACCUGAGCGAUGCGCAUGACUACAAUCUUGAUCUCGAUCUUGAGCAUGAAAGCUCACAAGCGCUGCAGCGCAUGCGCGACGGCGGUGACCAGCACUCGAGCGGGAAUGGAUGGAGUCCACAAACACGUCCAGAGACGCUUGUGUCGAAUCACCCCAACGAGAGCGUGAUUGCUAUGGACAGCGCUGAGUUGGACGACACGCAUUUGUAG